CCCUGACCUUCGCUCCUAUGUUCCUGAUUACAUCAUUGCCCUUCACUUUAUUAAUGGCAAUGCGGGGCACAUACUCUACUCCCAUGCCGAAAAGACGGCAGAUACUUGCAGCUGUUAGAAGUCUGGGAGCUGCACAUAUAUACUGCUUUCCUGUCACAUAUCAAUAAAUGUUGGGCAAGUGCCUCAAAGAAUGAUUCAACUUAUCAACUCCUUGAUCUCUUUCCAAGUCCUUCCACGAUGGUGCAUAUAAACUUCGGCUGUUCAAUAGCAGUCUUCACGCUCGUCUCAACAGCCACAGCAGACUGUACCCGAGCCUCCCUCCUUGCAGCUUCCGAGAACUAUCUCACGGCUCAAGGCACCGGAGAUCUCCAGCCUCUCUUUGCAUCAGACUUUACAUAUCUAGAGAACAAUAAAACGAAGGACUUUAAUUCUAGCGUUCUGUCCUCUCCUUUGAAUAUAACACACAACCACACCCUCCUCGACACAAUCGCCUGCGCAACAUACACCGAACUAGUCAUCACCGACCCAAAGAAACAAUAUCUGAUCGGGACACAAAUACACUAUAUCAAUACCUCCGGCACAAGCCUACAGAUAUCCAUGAUCGACGCCAUAGUCUCCACAACAGGCGACUGGCAAUUCAACGCAACAAAGUCCCUCUCCUACAUCGAAUCCGAAGAUUGGUCACCACUCCCCACAUCCUCACAAUCCACACGUACCUAUCUCCUCUCCACAGCCGACGCAUAUCUCGAUCUCUGGGGCGCCAACAACGCUUCCGCACACGUGCCAUGGGGCACGCCAUGUGAUCGCAUGGAAGGCAGUGCUUAUACGGGGAAAGGGACGCCGACGGAUAGCUGUAAUGUGGGGAUCCCGACUACGAUCCAGUUGCCAAAUGUGGCGAGGCGGUAUGUGGUUGAUGAGGGUAUGGGGUGUGUGAGUGUGUUGUGUGUGUUUCAGUGUAUGAGGAAUGCGCCGGAUAGUCAUGAGUUCCGGGUUGUGGAUGGGAGGUUGAGGUAUGUGCAUACGAUGACGGUCAUGCGGUCUAAUGCUUGAGUGUGGGAGGGUGGCUAGGUGCUAUGUCAGCUAGGAAGGAGGUCUCGUCUGUUUUCCUUCAGUUGGAUAUUGAAGAAU
Messenger RNA from Mollisia scopiformis, 1128 nucleotides. RefSeq lists its product as uncharacterized. The transcript has a single exon. The coding region runs from base 238 to 1050 and encodes 270 amino acids. NCBI's taxonomy places the organism in Eukaryota, Fungi, Ascomycota, Leotiomycetes, Helotiales, Mollisiaceae. The record is from RefSeq and is a predicted model, not a curated record.